UGAAAUAAAACGUAAAUAAAGUAAACCUCCAGGACACAUUGAUCGGAGUUUCAAGCUUUUAUAAGCUGCUGAACGGGUAGUUUCUGUAACGGUGAUUAAAUGGAUAGAAAUCCGAUGAAGUUCUUGUGAUACCUAUUGAUUAUGAAAAUAAACAGGUGUGAAAUCUGACAAAUUAAACUGGAUGUGAGGAUCAAUUUGAAGAGUAUCGUGUAAUAUAAUUGGAGAAAUCAUUUGUCCAAAAAAGUACAAAGGAAUUUUGCAUGUAAGAGAAAAAUUGUCUUCAGUGUAAUAAAUUAUGACACAAAAGGACUAUAAUAUACGAUUUCUCCAUUUAUCGGACAUGUUUAUUCAUAUUUUACACUAUUGUGACUAUAGACGGGUUAUUAAUAUUUUGUGUGUUUAAUACAACAAUAUUAACGGAAUAAGAAAGGAUAAGCAGAUUACACUGCUAAGUUAAGCAGUGCCCCAGUCUGAAGUGUCGGGAAUAUAUUUAUACCUAGUUGCGGUUAUGUUAUGGUGAAGUGUGAAUGUACAGGUUUUUGUUCAGUUCUUGUUAAAUUGAAUAAAUUAUUUACGAGCUGUGAAAAUUCGUGGGAACUACACCAGUUAAGUGAUGUGAAGUUAUGUCUUUGUCAAUGUGCUCUUUGUUAAAGAUAGUAUACUUUAUUUAAAAAUGAUUUAAGAGUAAGAAGGCACUGUAGCUUUUCAACUGUGUAACAUUAAAAUAGAAAAAUAAUGAAACAGGGGAUAAUAUGUAAACAGAACUGAAUUUAAUUUUAAAACAUGAUAAUAAACAGUUCAAAGAUAUGGGAUAAAAUUUACACAGUUAAGACAAUGUAAAAGUUCAGAAUACUUAAAAAUAUUUAUUGUGAGGAAUUCUACUUGUUUGGACAAAUGUUGCGGGAGGAGGAGAUAGAAAUAGCUAUAAAAGUUGUCGUAGUCGGCAAUGGUGCUGUCGGGAAAUCCAGUAUGAUACAGAGAUACUGUAAAGGGAUUUUUACCAAAGAUUAUAAAAAGACCAUUGGUGUGGACUUUCUGGAAAGACAGAUUGAAGUGAAUGGUGAGGACAUUAGACUGAUGCUUUGGGAUACUGCUGGUCAGGAGGAGUUUGAUGCCAUUACGAAGGCUUACUAUAGAGGUGCUCAGGCCUGUGUGCUUGCUUUUUCAACUGUAGACAGGGACUCAUUUGAAGCAAUAGAAUCCUGGAAAAGAAAGGUUGAAGAUGAAGUAGGGGAGAUAAGUAUGGUGAUAGUACAGAACAAGAUUGAUCUCAUAGAUGACGCAGUUGUACAGCCAGAUGAAGCAGAAGCACUUGCCAAAAAGUUACGUCUGAGAUUCUACAGAACUUCUGUCAAGGAUAACCUCAAUGUCGAGGAAGUGUUCCGGUACCUGGCAGAGAAGUAUUUGCAGCAACUUAACUGUGAAGAAGAGGAGGAACCAACCAGUUAUCAUCAGAUAGGAUCAAAUUUCAUCAAUGCAGACAUCAAUAACCACAAUGAUUCCAUAGAAAGAGAUUCAUAUAGAAAUCAUAGCUAUUCAUCGCCAAAAAUAAAAGUGAAACAUGACAAACAUAAAAACGGCAAAAACGGCAAAUUCAAAUUGACUCACAAUGAUGAAGGUACUAUACACCUUCAGCCAAGUAAAAGACGAACUCAUGGGAAAAAAUCCUUGGUUAUGGGAAAGUGUUCAGUGUUGUAGCAUUUACAGUGAAGAAUUCAUAAAACUUAAUUGCAGAGGGUAUGGAUAGACUGUGCUGUCGAACUUUGCCUGCAGAAUGGAGGUAGUACAAAUUUUCACCGAAUAUAGGAAGUUAUUGUAAUCAAUCUGUUUUUUGAAAGAAUAAAACAUCAAGUGAAUUGUACAUUAUUGCAGUAAUCAUAGUCCUGUACUGAAAACCUGAUAAUCUUACCAUCAACUUAGAAUCUUGCACAUGAUCACAAGGACAUAGUUAUUUUCUUUGUUGUAAAGGCGGCCUUCCAUGGGUAAAAAUUAAAAUUAAGUCUAGCCUGCCAAUAAUUAUUGAUUACAGUUUCCAAUUCUACAGGUGCAUUGUGAUGUAAGAAAUAAGUUUGUUUAUCUUUAUGUUCACUAAAAAUCAUAUCCAGAUGAAAGUUUUGGUAUUUGGAUAGGUAGAAAACUAAAGAUGCAGUGUAUUUAUUAAAAGCUUCCAGGAAAUUUUAAUUUAUCUUAUUUGAUUACUGUAAAUCUUUAUAUCAGUGAAAUUUAGUUUCUGUCACAGUAAAUUCCAGCUGUGAAAGUGGAGGAUUUGCCUCUUGCUGUUGGAGUAAUUUUAUUUAACUUCCCAGAAUGCAAUUUUUAUCUAUUAAUUUAUUGAAAACUGUUGAAUCUAUAAAGGACCUUUUACAUUUGUUUUAUCACAUGAAUAUCAGUUUAUCUAAUUUAUCCUCUAAAUAAUUUUAAUGAUCGUCACAUGGGUAAAAUGUUCAAUGUAAAUUCAUUUGCCAAAAUAUGGUAUUUUAACAUAUAUUCAUUUUUAGCUCAUCUGAUUUUUUGAAAAAAAAUGAUGAGUUAUUGUCAUCACUUGAGCGGUUGUCGGCGUCGGCGUCUGCGUCGGCAUUGCCUGGUUAAGUUUUAUGUUUAGGUCAGCUUUUCUCCUAAACUAUCAAAGCUAUUGCUUUGAAACUUGGAAUACUUGUUCACCAUCAUAAGCUGACCCUGUAUAGCAAGAAACAUAACUCCAUCUUGCUUUUUGCAAGAUUUAUGGCCCCUUUUGUACUUAGAAAAUAUCAGAUUUCUUGGUUAAGUUUUAUGUUUAGGUCAACUUUUCUCCUAAACUAUCAAAGCUUUUGCUUUGAAACUUGGAAUACUUGUUCACCAUCAUAAGCAGACCCUGUACAUCAAGAAACAUAACUCCAUCUUGCUUUUUGCAAGAAUUAUUGCCCCUUUUGGACUUACAAAAUCAGUUUUCUUGGUUAAGUUUUAUGUUUAGGUCAGCUUUUAUCCUAAACUAUCAAAGCUAUUCCUUUAAAACUUGCAACACUUGUUCACCAUCAUAAGCUGACCCUGUACAGCAAGAAACAUAACUCCAUCCUGCUUUUUGCAAGAUUUAUGGCCCCUUUUGGUCUUAGAAAAUAUCAGAUUUCUUGGUUAAGUUUUAUGUUUAGGUCAAUUUUUUCUCUUAAACUAUUAAAGCUAUUGCUUUAAAACUUGCAACUCUUGUUCACCAUCAUAAGCUGACCCUGUACAGCAAGCAACAUAACUCCAUCCUGCUUUUUGCAAUAAUUAUUGCCCCUUUUGGACUUAGAAAAAUCAUUUUCUUGGUUGAAUAUUAUGUUUAAGUCAACUUUUCUCAUAAACUAUCAAAGCUAUUGCUUUAAAACUUGCAACAGUUUUUCACCAUCAUAAGUGGACACUGUGCAUCAAGAAACAUAACUCUAUCCUGCUUUUUGCAAGAGUGAUGGCCCUUUUUAGACUUAGAAAAUCAUGGGUAGGACAAUAUUUCUAUUAUACAAAAAAAAUCAGAUGAGCGUCAGCACCCGCAAGGCGGUGCUCUUGUUUUCCACUUCUGUCAUAAUGUCGGUGUUGUCUUGGCAUGUUUUUAUGUUCUUUUAUUGUGCUAAUAAUAAAAGUCUGUGAUCUAAAUGUUUAAAUAUCCAUUGAAAUGCAAUAUAACAUAUGAUAUCAACAGAAUGUGUGAAAAAUCACAUUUAUAUAUUCCCAAAGUUGUUAUCACCAAAUGUGUUUGUAAAGGUGCCUUUUAUAAAUCAUUCUGAACCAUAUGCGAUUUAUGUUACUUUUUGUGUUAAGAGAAUAAAAUAUUUGUUGUCAUUGUUGAAAAACUCUCCGCAGUAUGUAUAACCCUUUCAUGUUUUAAAGGACAAUCCUUGGAUCAACCCUCUUACAACUACUACUACUAAUUAUAUGGCUUGUUGUAGACUAGAUAUGGAUAAGAUGCUGUAAAGGAAGCUUGUAUUAGGCAAUAAAUACUGUGAAAUCACUUAUUUUCUAGGCAUGAAAUUUUCUGGUUUUGGUAAAAUCAGUAAUUUUAUGGAAAAAUGAAUUUGUGGAUUUUAACUGAAAUGCAUGGAAAUUUUAGUUGAUCAUUGGAUUUUAAUGUCAAAAAUUACUGCCCAGGAAAUCCAUGAAAAUUAAACCCCCACAAAUAUUAAUGAUUUCACUUACUUGAUAUAUUGAUUGAGCACACAUUUCUCUAUGAAGUACUAAGUGUCAAGAUAAAUGACUACACCCAGAUGUUUGCUGAUGCCAAAACUAAUGCUUCAGUUUUCUGCCACUGUUAAAUCUUGGAAGUCAACAUACAGUAUAACUUUUAUUAAGGCACAACAGAAAAAUUGUUAUUUGUGACUGUCUAUGAAGUUCAUUUCUCAUUGAAUACUAAAU
This is a messenger RNA of Mercenaria mercenaria, 4359 nucleotides long. RefSeq names its product ras-related protein Rab-23-like. The record is from RefSeq and is a predicted model, not a curated record. Gene Ontology annotation, molecular function: GTP binding; GTPase activity. Lineage: Eukaryota; Metazoa; Mollusca; Bivalvia; Venerida; Veneridae. The transcript is spliced from 8 exons. The coding region runs from base 895 to 1698 and encodes 267 amino acids.